Messenger RNA from Solea solea (common sole), 2250 nucleotides. Its product is annotated as protein NYNRIN-like. The coding region runs from base 167 to 1189 and encodes 340 amino acids. Gene Ontology annotation, molecular function: nucleic acid binding. Gene Ontology annotation, biological process: DNA integration. The record is from RefSeq and is a predicted model, not a curated record. The transcript has a single exon. Lineage: Eukaryota; Metazoa; Chordata; Actinopteri; Pleuronectiformes; Soleidae.
UCAAUCUUUUGCGUCUCCAAAAGAUAAGCAACUUUGGAGAAACGCAGGUGCUUCAUGUCAUUAUGGCAUCUGGAUAGGCCCCGACAACAACCCGUGUUUGCCUUCCCAUUUCUUCCCUCACUAUGCUAAAUUGACGCAUGGGUCUGACCAUGCAUCAAAAGGAGGGAUGCAGCAAAUGAUUAAUACAUUUUGGUUCACAAAAGGGUUUUCUGCCUAUGCUCAAAAACACUGCCAAGCCUGUGUUAUCUGUGCUACUCACAAUGUAGGCAGGGCAAUCCAACCUUCCCAACAAGCUGCUCAUCCUCAACCAACUCGACCUUUUGAGCAUGUCAUGAUGGAUUUUGUAGAACUAACUCCAUCAGAAGGAAAGUCUCAUUGUUUAGUGAUGGUAGACAUGUGGAGCAAAUGGGUUGAAGUGUUCCCAGCCUCAAAACAAUUUGCCUCAGUAGUAGCUAAAGCCCUUCUUACUGAAAUCAUUCCCAGAUGGGGAAUUCCAGCUAAAAUCUCCAGUGAUAAUGGUAGCCAUUUUGUUAAUUCAGCUAUCACUGAACUGAGCCUAUACUUAGGCAUUAACCUGAGAACACACUGUGCCUACCACCCAGCUAGUGGAGGUGCAGUAGAGAGGGAGAAUGGAACACUAAAGAACAAGCUGGCCAAGUGUUGUGAAGACACAGGUCUUCCAUGGACAAAAGCACUUCCUCUAGUGCUUAUGUAUAUGAGAAUGCGAAAACGAAACAGAACUAACUUGAGCCCCUUUGAGAUUCUUUUUGCAACUCCUCCUUCUGUAGGUGUGGAAACUCCCCGAUCUCCACCCCCAUCAACAGCUCUUUGUGAUCACAACACACUAACCUACUGUACCAAUCUAUCCAAACAGCUCUCUGAUAUAAAGAAACAGGUGAUCGCAGCCCUCCCUGUUCCAGCCAGUGGUCCCCUGCACCAGCUCGAACCAGGUGACUUCGUGGUCGUAAAAGACUUCAGGAGGAAGUCGUGGAGGAACAGGAGGUGGCAAGGUCCGUUCCAGAUCCUGCUGACAACCCACACUGCUGUGAAGGUCGCUGAGCGGGCUACCUGGAUCCACGCCAGCCACUGCAGAAAGGUUCCAGCACCCCCUGCUGGUUCGACUGAAAAAAACUACAAACUCCGGAGGCUGCUAAGUAAGACUUUGCGUUCACAACAGGCACACAGGUGACCAAGGGCCCGAGGAAAGAAGACAACAAGUGGCGUGCAGACGUAGUUUCUGUGUCACCUUCGUGGGCGCAAGAAGACCUACACCACACCACACCCUACACCUGUUACAACAUUUCACUGUCUUUAUUUUUCACACAGUGACUCUCCCCAUGCAAGUCUGUAUAUUUUUAUGUGCUGUUUGUCCAGCUGUAUUAUUCCUAUGGUUAAGAAAGUUGUGGGCUCCUUGUUCUCGUUGCAGAUGGUGCGCUAUCACAUGCUUUCUGUCUCUGCUCCUGCUCCCCAGGUGACUUUGGACGACAUAGCUGCUGCUUAUGCCCUGACCGAGGACACGAGCACAGACGACUCACACACUGAUGCUGACUCUGAUGAAUGUGUAUAAAGGAUUUUGUUUGACAGUAACCCAGUUCUCUCUUUGCUAUGCUCUACUCAGGAUGCUUUCAUCCACAAAAACAGCUUGCAACUUUUAACUUAAGGUUUUCCAUUGAAUUGUAUUCUGUGUGACGACUGAUCGUAAACCAGUUGGAAUGCUCAGUCUGAAGUUUUUGAAUACUGUUCUUUUCUCCUAUUUGAUUGUCAUCUGGGAUUUUGUUGUGUUAUAUGAUGUGUGCAUAUUUUGGUAAUUCUAUUGUUGAUUGUGUUUUAUUGGUUGUUUUUCUCUUCCUCGUUUAUCCUUAAGGAUAAAAAGGGGGGAAAUGUAAUGGCAUAUUACAUGCACACAGACGUUUCUUUAGGUCACACAAGGUUCAGUGGAUAGUUGUUUCCUGGGUCACACGAGGUGUAGCGGGCAAUUAUGAGUUUCCCGUUUUAUCUCAAGGUCCCUGUCCUCCCUAGAAACUCCCUGUUCUCUAUUGAUAUCUGCUCGUUCUCACAACACCUUAUUGGCAUCAUAUCAGACAACUACUCUGACGAAUAUCCUGUUUCUAUAUCACGUACACAUAUUGCUGAAGACAUGUUUAUAUACGCCUUGUUUCUCUCUGCUCAGUGUUGUUCACUUUGCAGACUCUUCGACUCUGUAAACUGUGCUCCUCUGGUUGCAACUCAGAUUAAAUCAACUUGCUUGUA